ACGGUUAACGUACAAACGAGAAGGGGGCAAGACACAGGAAGUACCCACUGAUUUUCUGGGAAGCGGAGGAAUAUCGCGUAUCUUCAUCAAAAUACCACAUCGAAACCUUAAAUUCCAUCACGUAGUUUGUGAAAUUUUACAAUCCUUUAAUAUAAAAUCGCACCACUGAUCCCACUUGACUGAUAUUUCUACAAAGAAGUCAACAAAGAUGCUGAUUAAAGUGAAGACACUCACUGGCAAGGAGAUAGAGAUUGACAUAGAGCCCACAGAUAAGGUGGAGCGGAUUAAAGAAAGGGUGGAGGAGAAAGAGGGGAUCCCUCCCCAACAGCAGAGGCUAAUCUACAGUGGAAAACAGAUGAACGAUGAGAAAACAGCAGCAGACUAUAAAAUCCAGGGAGGCUCUGUUCUCCACCUGGUACUUGCUCUGAGAGGAGGAUGCCUGCUCCACCAUCCCACAACACUAUGUUCUACACCUGCGCUGUAGCCAUCGCUGAUGGCUAAGCUGUUGCGCUGCUUACACGAAGCGAGAACAGUGACGACUCCGAGCCAGCGGCUGCUGGAUCACCGGGUGGUAUUGUAGCCAAGACGGAGCCUUGGUCUAAAAAGUCUGAUCGGGCUCUCUUUAUUUCAGACAUUUCCCUGCAGCCAACGGUGUGUUGGCCACAAACACUCCCUCCCCCCACACUCUGUAAAUUUGCCACGGUGACACACUCUUAUGUAGUUGAAAAGUUUCUCAGAAUUAAAGAAAACUUUGUCUUAAAGUCAACAAAUCAGAUAUUUUGUCUGAAGCAGACAGGCCCGAGGUUUUCGAGGCAUGUAAAGAAGUUAUUUUAGUUCCACUAAUGAUAACACUGGUGACUGGACUGUGAUGCUGCCUCCAAACUUUCUUUAAUUGAUUAUUUUUUUUAUGCUAUGUACAUGUUUUGUUAUUCUUAUAUGAUACAGAUGUGCUGUAGUGCAGUUAGAUUUGAGGAGGAUGAAUCGCUGCAUAUAUAAAAGGAUAGUUUCACAUUUAAGGAAAGCUACCGACUCAUUUUUCAUGGGAGAAAAACCGACGCACCUCUCGCAUCUGACCACGACAUGAAGUCACAAUUAUCAGCUGGUUAAAUUUCUUGUUUGUGUAGGGACAAUCUGUAGCACGAAUACGCUCCUUUACCGGGCAUGUCCCGAGACAGUCCUUUAAAUUACGCUUAUAUUAGGUUUAAAUGCAAAAGCUCACAUGCAACAGUCAGAAACACAAGUAAGACAGCAAAUGUAGAUAGACUGAGUAGUGCAAGGUGCAAACUGUAGUAUAGUGAUGAAUGAAAAAACAACCCAGCAAUAAGACCGUCUGCACUCUUUAGGUGACACAUUUCCUUUGUUAGCACCUCUAAAUCUUUUAUUAACAUGUCACAUGUCGGUUUAAUGUGUGCAAAAAAUAAGUGUUUAAAACAGAAACUUGACCGCUUCUGUGUUUCAGUCUUCUACAAUAACCCACAGUAAAAAUUUCAUUUCUAACUGUGAAUUUUCCAUUUGGAUUUUGUUCCUAAAAGAAGACCGAGCGAGUUAAAUGGCGACACGCCGUAGUGUUUGUAAGUGGGUUUCUUCUCCCAGUCUUUGUGCUGAUCUACCUGCCUGCUUGGUGUAACCUUAAUAGAUCCAUUAUUUGUUGGACAAAGAGAAUUUUUGUAGUUUUGCUUCCGUUCACCACCGCAGUGGCUUUUAAAUCAAACAAACCAGAUUGAAGUGCAGACCUUCAGCUUUCAUUCAAAGAGUUUAACAGAGUUGCAUGAACUGUUUAGGAAUUAGAGCCAUUUUUAGAGGCUCAGAAAGAACAUAAUAAAAUAAGGUUGUUAUUAAUACUUAAAUGAAGUCAACCACUGAAGUCUGUACCUCAUGGACAUCACCAUUACUGCAGCCACCUUCAGUCGCUGCUUGUUUGUGGGUCUCUCUGUCUUCAGUUUUGUUCUCAGCAGUUGAAAGCAUGCUCUGUUGGUUUGAGAUCAGAUGACCGACUCGCCCAUUGAUAAAUAUCUCAUUUCUUUGCCUUUAGAAACUCUUGGGUUGCUGUUGCAGUUUGCUUUGUCUCAUUUAUGCGUUUGCACAGUGAAGCUCUGUCUGAUCAGCUUUGCAGUAUUUGCCUAAAUCUGAGCAGAGAGUACGACCCUGCACACUUCACAGUUCAUCCUACUGCUUCUAUCUGCAGUCACAUCAUCGGUAAACACUAGUACCCCCCACCCCCCCCACCCCACCCCACACCCCCCCCCACCCCCACACACACACCUUCUCCUCAAGUGUGUGCUUGACUUGUUUUAAUGUUUCUCUUUUAAUUUAAUCUUCUGUGGUAUUGCUGAGCUCUGCAUUCAUUUCAUUCACAGAAUAAGCCAGAUUGUUGAUCAGACAGUUUAUUUGAGUUUUUCAGCCUAAUGAUGGUCUCCCCCACUUAUACUAACCUGUCUUAGGCCUCCUCAUAUUUACAGUUUUAGUGAAAAGCUUUAAAAUACAAAUUCAACACUUGGAAUCAGCUUUAAAUAUUAACAAGGAGCAGGCCUCUGAAAAUGGGAGACUGUAAAAAAAUUACAAUAUAAUGUCUGUAUAAUUCAUAAACAGUUUUAUGAGAUUUAAUUUUUAUUUCAAAUCCUUGAGUGAAAUCAUAUCUAGAUUGUUUCAUUUUAAAAAAAAAUAUCUGCUGUGAUCGUGUACAGAGGCAAAGUGUCUUUGUGCAACAAACAUGAGCCGAGCUGUAUGAGAGUGGUAAAAGUCUUCAUGAAUCUGCAUUUCCUAAAAUGUAAAACUAUUCCUGUGAUGCACACCAACAAGUAAUGGACGUGUUUUGUGAUGUCAGGAAAAUCUCCUGCGAGUUGUUCUAAAUCAUGGACCACAUACGGUAGUUGAUUGUAAGCCUGCUUUAUAAGCAAACUGAGCAUGUCCGUUGGGUAAGCUACUGAUUUAUUUAAUGUGUUGAGCAUUAAUUUGCUCUCAUUGCGUAUUUGACUGUAGUGAAGAGCGCGGCUUCAGUUUACGUGGUUUGUUUGUUUGAGAAGCAUUGCUGUGUUAGUUCCCACGUUGCUCCCACCAGUGUGUGCAGAGUUAUGAGAAACUGACUUAAGCUUUGGAUUGAUCUGUCAGUAGAAUAAAUUUGAUCCUGCAAACGA
Molecule: messenger RNA, 3134 nt
Organism: Oreochromis aureus
Lineage: Eukaryota; Metazoa; Chordata; Actinopteri; Cichliformes; Cichlidae
Product: NEDD8-like
Exons: 4
Coding region: 209-484 (91 amino acids)
Biological process (GO): protein neddylation; regulation of proteolysis; modification-dependent protein catabolic process
Cellular component (GO): nucleus; cytoplasm
Molecular function (GO): ubiquitin protein ligase binding; protein tag activity
Source: RefSeq, a predicted model, not a curated record